Jaculus jaculus (lesser Egyptian jerboa) is the source of this 4135-nucleotide messenger RNA. RefSeq names its product catenin alpha 2 (gene Ctnna2). Gene Ontology annotation, molecular function: actin filament binding; structural molecule activity; cadherin binding. Gene Ontology annotation, cellular component: actin cytoskeleton; catenin complex; adherens junction. The record is from RefSeq and is a predicted model, not a curated record. Gene Ontology annotation, biological process: cell-cell adhesion; cell migration. The transcript has 20 exons. The coding region runs from base 345 to 3206 and encodes 953 amino acids. NCBI's taxonomy places the organism in Eukaryota, Metazoa, Chordata, Mammalia, Rodentia, Dipodidae.
GCGGAGACCCGGGCGGAGCAGGCGGCACCGCGCCGCGGCCAGAGGCGCCUGCAGCAGCUGCCCUCGUCCCCGCCGCCACCGCCUCUCCAGUCAGCUUCUGUGAUUUCCCACGCCAGCUGCUGGAAAGGAGCGAGGAGGAGGAGGAGGAGAGAAACUCCCACCGACCCACAGAGGCCUCUUUGGAUUGGCAUUUUCAAACCACCCGCCUAAUAUUUGGAAUUGAACCUGUGUGUCCUUGUUCCUGUCACUACCUACUUCAAAGGCAGAAACUCUCUCAACUUUAAUGCUUGUGCACCAAGCAUAUCCACGGAGUGUUUGAUCAGCAUGAAAAACACCCAGGGAGCAUGACUUCAGCAACAUCACCUAUCAUUUUAAAAUGGGAUCCCAAAAGUUUGGAAAUUCGGACACUCACAGUGGAAAGGCUGUUGGAGCCACUUGUUACACAGGUGACGACUCUUGUGAACACAAGCAACAAAGGUCCAUCUGGCAAAAAGAAAGGGAGGUCAAAGAAAGCGCAUGUCCUGGCAGCUUCGGUGGAGCAAGCCACUCAGAACUUCCUGGAAAAGGGUGAGCAGAUCGCCAAGGAGAGCCAAGAUCUCAAGGAGGAGUUGGUGGCGGCUGUUGAGGAUGUGAGGAAACAAGGAGAGACAAUGAGGAUCGCCUCCUCUGAGUUUGCUGAUGAUCCAUGUUCCUCAGUGAAACGUGGCACCAUGGUGCGGGCGGCAAGAGCUCUGCUAUCUGCAGUCACACGCUUACUCAUCUUGGCAGACAUGGCAGAUGUCAUGAGACUUUUAUCUCAUCUGAAAAUUGUAGAGGAGGCCCUGGAAGCUGUCAAAAAUGCAACAAAUGAACAGGACCUUGCAAAUCGCUUCAAAGAGUUUGGAAAAGAGAUGGUGAAACUUAACUAUGUGGCCGCAAGAAGGCAACAGGAGCUGAAAGACCCUCACUGUAGGGAUGAGAUGGCAGCUGCUCGUGGGGCCCUGAAGAAGAAUGCCACCAUGCUGUACACAGCCUCCCAAGCCUUCCUCCGCCACCCAGAUGUUGCUGCCACAAGAGCCAAUCGAGACUACGUGUUCAAACAAGUCCAGGAGGCCAUAGCCGGCAUUUCCAAUGCCGCUCAAGCUACCUCGCCCACUGACGAAGCCAAAGGCCACACAGGCAUAGGGGAGCUGGCUGCAGCCCUCAAUGAGUUUGACAAUAAGAUUAUCCUGGAUCCCAUGACGUUCAGCGAGGCCAGGUUCCGGCCAUCCCUGGAGGAGAGGCUGGAGAGCAUCAUUAGCGGCGCAGCACUCAUGGCGGACUCGUCCUGCACGCGGGAUGACCGGCGGGAGCGCAUAGUGGCUGAGUGCAAUGCAGUGCGCCAGGCACUCCAGGACCUGCUCAGCGAGUACAUGAAUAACACUGGGAGGAAAGAAAAAGGGGAUCCCCUAAACAUUGCAAUUGACAAGAUGACGAAGAAAACCAGAGACCUAAGGAGACAGCUUCGGAAGGCUGUCAUGGAUCACAUAUCAGACUCUUUCUUGGAAACCAAUGUCCCUUUGCUGGUUCUCAUAGAGGCUGCAAAGAGCGGGAAUGAGAAGGAGGUAAAGGAAUAUGCCCAGGUCUUCCGUGAGCAUGCCAACAAGCUGGUGGAGGUUGCCAAUUUGGCCUGUUCCAUCUCAAACAAUGAGGAGGGGGUGAAAUUAGUCCGGAUGGCAGCCACUCAGAUUGACAGCUUGUGUCCCCAGGUCAUCAAUGCUGCUCUCACACUGGCUGCUCGGCCACAGAGCAAAGUUGCUCAAGAUAACAUGGAUGUCUUCAAAGACCAGUGGGAGAAGCAGGUUCGAGUGCUGACUGAGGCUGUGGAUGACAUCACCUCGGUGGAUGACUUCCUCUCUGUUUCAGAGAAUCACAUCUUGGAGGAUGUGAACAAGUGUGUGAUCGCCCUGCAAGAAGGGGAUGUGGAUACUCUGGACCGCACAGCAGGGGCCAUCCGGGGUCGGGCAGCUCGAGUCAUCCACAUUAUCAAUGCUGAGAUGGAGAACUAUGAAGCUGGGGUUUACACUGAGAAGGUGCUAGAAGCCACAAAGUUGCUUUCAGAGACAGUGAUGCCACGCUUUGCUGAACAAGUUGAGGUUGCCAUCGAAGCCCUGAGUGCCAACGUCCCUCAACCGUUUGAAGAGAAUGAGUUUAUUGAUGCCUCUCGCCUGGUGUAUGAUGGAGUUCGUGAUAUCAGAAAGGCUGUGCUGAUGAUCAGGACCCCAGAAGAACUGGAGGAUGAUUCUGACUUUGAGCAGGAGGACUAUGAUGUGCGGAGUCGAACGAGCGUUCAGACUGAGGAUGACCAGCUCAUUGCAGGGCAAAGUGCUCGGGCCAUCAUGGCACAACUACCACAAGAAGAGAAGGCAAAAAUAGCUGAGCAGGUGGAGAUAUUCCACCAAGAGAAAAGCAAGCUGGAUGCUGAGGUGGCAAAGUGGGAUGAUAGUGGCAAUGAUAUCAUUGUCCUAGCCAAGCAGAUGUGUAUGAUCAUGAUGGAAAUGACAGACUUCACCAGAGGCAAAGGCCCACUUAAAAAUACCUCUGAUGUCAUUAAUGCUGCUAAGAAGAUUGCUGAAGCAGGCUCUCGAAUGGACAAAUUAGCCCGUGCUGUGGCUGAUCAGUGUCCUGACUCAGCAUGUAAGCAGGAUUUACUAGCCUACCUUCAGCGAAUUGCCUUGUAUUGUCAUCAGCUUAAUAUCUGCAGUAAGGUGAAGGCAGAAGUUCAGAACCUGGGAGGAGAGCUCAUUGUAUCAGGGACAGGAGUUCAGAACACUUUCACUACCUUUUAUGAGGUAGAUUGUGAUGUCAUAGAUGGGGGCAGGGCUAGUCAACUUUCUACCCACCUCCCAACCUGUGCUGAGGGAGCUCCGAUCGGGAGUGGAAGCAGUGAUUCCUCCAUGCUGGACAGUGCUACAUCACUUAUCCAGGCAGCCAAAAACCUGAUGAAUGCUGUUGUCCUUACGGUGAAAGCAUCUUAUGUGGCCUCAACUAAAUACCAGAAGGUCUAUGGGACAGCAGCUGUCAACUCCCCAGUUGUGUCUUGGAAGAUGAAGGCUCCAGAGAAAAAACCCCUUGUGAAGAGAGAAAAGCCCGAAGAAUUCCAGACCCGAGUUAGGCGAGGUUCUCAGAAGAAACACAUUUCACCUGUGCAGGCUCUAAGUGAAUUCAAAGCAAUGGAUUCCUUCUAGGACAUUAGGCUUUAGCAAGAAAGCUUUUUCUUUCUGUUUGCUUUUAUUUUAUUUUUUUCUUUUUCAUUUUGAUUCCAUUUUUGUAUGCAUACCUGCCAACUUGUAUGCCUCUGGCAUGGGGAAAUUAAGGGACAAGUGUUUAUUUGCAUGUAAGAUGAGAUGAGAUCAAAACUACUGAUCCAUCAGUAGUAGCCUGAGGAGUUCACAGGAGAUUCCUGUCCUAAGGUGGUGCUCAGUUGUCCUUUGCAACAUUCUCUGAAAGUUGGGCAAAGAGUUGGAAUUGCAAUGUUUAAGGGAGUGGGAGGGAUGGGGAAAUAAACUUAACUCUGCAAAAGCAAAUUCUCAUGCAUGCAAGAAUCAUUAGGUUGGCAGGUAGAUUCCUAAGUGAGAAACCUGGAAGUGUAAUGGUAGAAUAUAAAACUUGUAUUGCUUCUGUUUCAGUGCAAAACUGUGCCAGCCAAUAUGCUUAAAUGUGUGGCCCACAAAUUGAACAACCGAACUUUGAUGUCCUAUCCAUGAUACAUUAUAUGGAUUUUUGUUUUAAUUGAGGAGAAACUAGUACAGCCUAAAAUGUUUUUUUUCAAUCUGCAUUUUGUUCUCUCUUCUACUUCUGCCAUUACUAGUGCUCAUGUUAUCAUUUCUCCCCUUUUACUGAAAAUGAUAAUUAUUUAUUGGAAACAACUAAAUCUUUCCGCAGGCCCUGGAAUCAUAAUGUGGAGAUCACCCCUUCUUCCCUCCUUUCUUUUUUUCUUUUAAAAUUUAAACUCUGCUUUUGUUAGAAAUAGAAGGCCCAGUGGUGGAGUAUUAGAGGAAUGGAAACUAACAAUGUGUGAAGGUUUAGAGGCAAAUACAUAGGAGUGUAGUUUGGAGUGCUGGUAUCUAAUAUACCAUUGUAUUCACUAACUCAAAAUAAACACAUUUAAUCUUGA